This is a messenger RNA of Solanum stenotomum, 1062 nucleotides long. RefSeq lists its product as uncharacterized. NCBI's taxonomy places the organism in Eukaryota, Viridiplantae, Streptophyta, Magnoliopsida, Solanales, Solanaceae. The record is from RefSeq and is a predicted model, not a curated record. The transcript has 4 exons. Bases 1 to 1062 code for a protein of 353 amino acids.
AUGGCUAGCAAUCGUACUAUUGUUGGGCAUACUGAAUUCAAAGGCAGGAAGUCUAACUUAGUAUGCUCUCACUGCAAGAAGCCUAGUCAUUCUAUAGAUAAAUGUUAUAGAAUCACUGGCUUUUCUGUAGAUUUCAAGUUCACCAAAUCUAUAAGGCUACAAGGAGGUGUAAAGAGUAAUGCUAUUUUUGGACAUCAGGAAGGAGAUGACUACCCUCCUACCACUAUGGAUAAUGCUUCAGGUAUAAAUCAACUAAGUCAAGAUCAAUUUCCACAACUUGUUCAGCUACUUCACCAAGUUAAAGUUAGUCGGACCGAGGCUACAACUUCAGAUGUCAGUGCCAAUUCAGCUGCCCUUUCUUCUGUUAAUCAACAAGUCAUAAAUUCUGCUAUUGCUAUUCAUGAACCCAUCAAUUUUGCACAAGCUCCAGGGAUUUUUUUAUCAGUUGAUUCUUUUCUCAAAUUGGUUGCUUACUACGAUGCGGAUUGGGGUUCUUGUUUGGAUAGUAGAAGAUCCGUCAGUGGUUUUUUUAUCACUCUUGGGGGCUCAACCAUUUCGUGGAAGUCCGAGAAACAACUCUCUAUCUCAUUAUCCUCAGCUAAAGCCGGAUAUCGUUCCAUGCGAGGCGUUGUAGCAGAGUUAACUUGGCUCAAUCGUCUUCUCCUCGACAUAGGUUUUCCACCGGAGCUUCCAAUUCCAGUUCAUUCCGACAGCCAAUCAGCCAUACACAUUGCCCGCAAACCUGUCUUUCAUGAGAGAAUCAAAUAUGUGGAACUUGAUUGCCAUUUUGUCGGGCAACAAUUUCUUGUUGGUCUCAUCUCACUCUCUUAUGUGUUGGCAUCUUCUCAAAUUGAUUUGUUCACCAAGGAUCUUUCGGGAUCUUCCCAUCAAGUCAUUCUCCCCAAGUUGGGACUCCUUCCACUCCCCUCUAACUUGAGGCGGGGUGUUGAGAAUGAAAAUCACUCGACACCAUUGUUGUUACUAGAUAGAAUCAAGGAUGAAGAAAAGAAAGAGAAGAAGAAGUCAGUGACACAGAUGUUGGCGUCAAAUGCUGAUGGUUAG